AUGCUGGAAAGGGCUUGGCCCCCUCGAGUAAAAGAGAAAAACACAGGAAAAUUAGUUGUGGACCAAACGUGUGCCUCACUCCAAGCUGGCCUCAAGCUGAACGAAAAUCGCAAGACAAGACAACGACGCAGAUGGAGUCCAUUCUGCGAUUUUUCACUGAUAGCGAGAAAGAUCAACAGAAGAAUUAUGGACUCGGGACGAUCAAAUUCAGCCUUGCUUAUGAUUUCUCAAGCUCCACAUUUAUAG
Molecule: messenger RNA, 246 nt
Organism: Oikopleura dioica
Lineage: Eukaryota; Metazoa; Chordata; Appendicularia; Copelata; Oikopleuridae
Source: the annotation of a GenBank genome assembly